Dicrocoelium dendriticum is the source of this 860-nucleotide messenger RNA. The record is from the annotation of a GenBank genome assembly. Lineage: Eukaryota; Metazoa; Platyhelminthes; Trematoda; Plagiorchiida; Dicrocoeliidae.
ACUCGUCUAUUCGCUCCUUAUCCGAGUCCGCGAUAUCACAACGGUGAGGGGAAGAAAAAGCGAAAUCCAAUCAAUGCACACACACGUCGAUGCCAUCAUCAUUCACAUUAUCGCAAUCACCAACCACCGUCUUGCAUGUGCACAAUCUCUCCAACCGUCGCCCCGAGUUUCGAGUCGCAGGCAAUUCAAUCGACAUGUCUAAUGCGUCAUCACUCACAUGCGGAUUCGCAUGCGUUCUCCAGAAAAUUGUUCAUACGAGCUGGCUAUCUGGACAACUCACACACUUUCGUCAACCGUCGGAAAUCGCGUAGACAGCCGAGACACAUAUCGCAGUCCACGGAGUCUACUGGCAUUUACACCGACGGUGCACAAUUGUGUAUACGCACCCAACCACCCCAUUGUUUUUGUACACACCUACCGAAAUCUGCCACUUCCCUCAUGUCCAGUGUGAAAUACGCCGACUACAUUGAUCCGCAACACGAUAUUCUGAAGUAUCCUGGCGCUCCACCUAAUGCCGACCAUGACACCUGCUUGUUCCGUAACAAGCAUCGCGUGUGUUCCUCCUCCCCCUUCUCGACAUGCUCCUCAUACGCAUCGUCAUCAGACCUGUCCGAAUCCUCAACAUGUGGAACCGAUCUUUCAGACACUGCAUCUGCCGGCGAAUACUCCUUCCCGUUCACGGUGGAUGACAACUAAACCUGGAAACCGAUAUUUUAUUGAUUUGUUCUCACUUGGGAACAGCAUAGGACCUUUGUAUUCGUAUUCUGCAAAGAGACAGGCUAAUAAUCUAGGUUGUUUGUUAAUAUUUCUCGCGAUGCCAAGCGUACCAACAGAUAUAUGGGACAGUUUGCCGAAACAUG